Molecule: messenger RNA, 918 nt
Organism: Amblyraja radiata (thorny skate)
Lineage: Eukaryota; Metazoa; Chordata; Chondrichthyes; Rajiformes; Rajidae
Product: chymotrypsin-like elastase family member 2A
Exons: 8
Coding region: 1-918 (305 amino acids)
Biological process (GO): proteolysis
Molecular function (GO): serine-type endopeptidase activity
Source: RefSeq, a predicted model, not a curated record
AUGAUCCAGUACCUGCUCUUGACUCUUUGCCUCCGGGCUGUGACUGCGACACCUCUCGACAGCCGUGUGGUGGGAGGGGAGGAAGCAAGCCCACACAGUUGGCCGUGGCAGGCAAGUUUAUUCAUCCCCACACCACUGGGCAUCGAGUACAAGAGGCAGGGUCACCAUGCAGCUUCAGAGGACUACAAGAUAAAUAAUCUGGAGGCUUUCUCUUUGUUCCAGGCCUCUCUGCAGUUUGCGUACGACUUUGACCCCGAUUUCUUCCAGCAUAUGUGCGCUGGAACUCUCGUGUCUCCAAACUGGGUCAUGACCGCUGGUCACUGCAUCGUUGACGUCCCAGGAAGAUUUGCGGUCGUUCUUGGAGAACACGAUUUGUAUAACAAAGGCAACGAGUACUUGCGACACAUCAAGACAAUCAUCAUUCACCCUGAAUUCAACGUAAACGCUCUCGAAAAAGGAAACGAUAUUGCCCUCCUGCGGUUGGCAGAGCCAGCGUACGCCACUCCCGAUGUAAAGAUAGCGCUCCUCGCCGAACCCGGGUGGAUACUUCCCAAGGGGUACCCCUGCUACGUGACUGGAUGGGGCUUAACCGAACCGUUCGGCCGUCCGUCUGACACACUCCAGGUAGCCAACUUGGCAGUGGUGGACUACGCCACUUGCACAUCGCCCAGCUGGUGGUCAGGGUUGGUCACUCCGAACAUGAUCUGUGCCGGAGGUGAUGGCAAGUCUGGUGGAUGCCAGGGAGAUUCAGGUGGGCCUUUGAACUGCAUGGAUGCCAAUGGAGUUUGGUAUGUGCAUGGCAUUGUGAGCUUCGGACCAGGGUCCUGCAUAGUGGCUCAUUAUCCUACCGUCUUCACCCGAGUAUCAGCGUACAAUGAUUGGAUUUCCAAGACCAUGCAACAAAACGGUGGCAUUUAA